Messenger RNA from Uranotaenia lowii, 1469 nucleotides. Its product is annotated as ornithine decarboxylase 1-like. The transcript is spliced from 3 exons. Gene Ontology annotation, cellular component: cytoplasm. The record is from RefSeq and is a predicted model, not a curated record. NCBI's taxonomy places the organism in Eukaryota, Metazoa, Arthropoda, Insecta, Diptera, Culicidae. The coding region runs from base 45 to 1361 and encodes 438 amino acids. Gene Ontology annotation, molecular function: ornithine decarboxylase activity.
GGUGUAUUUUUGUCCGCUUUAAUGGCGAAAGAUUUUAGUAUAACAUGGACAUUCUAAGCGUUCUGAGUGGUCGCCUGGAGGUGGUGGACGAUUCCACGAGUUCUGGGGAGCUAGUCAACAAGCUGGUAUCCCGAGGGCCAACCGAGGAACCGCUUCAGCUGGUCGAGCUGGACAAUUUCGUCAAACGGCACUAUGAAUGGUUGAAAUGUUUGCCCCGGGUGCGUCCAUUCUAUGCCGUCAAAAGCAAUGACGAUCCGGCCUUGGUAGAAACUUCGAUUCUGCUCGGAUGUGGCUAUGAUUGUGCCUCGAAGUCGGAAGUUCGUCGAAUGUUGGGUCUUGGGGUAAGCCGGGAUAAAAUUAUCUAUGCCCAGCCGGCAAAAACCAUUGAAGGGUUGCAGUUUGCAAAGGAGCGCAAUAUUAGGACAGUUUUUGAUAGCGAAUCUGAACUGAGGAAGAUUCACCAGAUCUAUCCAGAAGCGGAGGUUCUGAUAAGGUAUCGGUUCGAUUCCAAGAAUGCGUUGGUACAGCUGGGAUCGAAAUUUGGUUGUGACCCUGACGUGGAAGCUCGCGAGCUGCUGGAUUUAGCCAAAGAACUUAACAUCAAUGUCAUUGGAUGGUGCUUCAAUGUGGGAUCCGGUUGUUCCGAUGCCGAUAUCUUCUAUGAGGCUAUCAAAAAGGGACGUCAGAUUACGGACUACGCCAAAUCGUUAGGAUUCCAUUUUUGGUACCUGGACCUGGGUGGAGGAUUUUCGGGGGCUAAAGGUCAAGGUUUGAACCAGUACGCCGUUCACAUCAACAGGGCAUUGGACGAGUUUUUCCCCGAAGAACCAGGCCUUCUAAUCAUAGCUGAACCCGGUCGAUUCUAUAGUGCUAGUGUAGUCACAUCGGUGAUUCCGGUUCAUGGCAAACGGGUUAUCCGCAACAGCCUAGACCGAAACACCAUAGAUAAUAUUUUCUACUUUUUCAACGAUGGAAUUUAUGGCACAUUCUACAGCGCCAAAUACCGUGGGAUAAAAGUCAAUCCAAUUGUUUGGAAAUCUGCCAGCGAUUGUGGUCCAAUUCGCAAAUGCACCCUGUUCGGACCAACUUGUGACGGAAAUGAUUAUUUUGCCAAGGACAUCCAACUCCCGGAACUGGAACUGUCGGAUUUUGUGGUCUUCGAAAAUCAAGGUGCCUUUGCUAGGGUUCAUUCCUGUCGGUUCAACGGUUUCUGUUUGCCGAAAUCGGUUGUGUUUGUUAGGAACAGUAUUUGGAAUCUGUUGGAUGAGCUGGCAUCGGAGAAAGCUCAUCCGGACAAGCUUGUUCUGGAAUCAUCUUAUCUUCAAACGAACAACAGCAUCGAGUCAAUCAAGUUUGAGUGAGCAGAAAAUGUUUUGUUUUGUAUUAAACCUCGAAAGAAGAUAUAUUAUAACACACAUAUAUUCUUUUUACAAAGAAAUUGAAAUCUUCUCAAAAUAAACAGUAACAAA